AUGUUUGACUCGAAGCAGCUGCAUGCAGCGGUAGUUGAGCUGCAUGCUGCUGAGUCAGCAGAGAUCAAAUACUCCACGGUGCAGAACUGGUAUGCUGGAGACAAGGACGGCAAAGGCGGCAUUCUCAACCUGGUCACAAAGCGUGGCAUGUGCGAGGGCAAGAAAUCCAAGAUCUCAUGGACACAGGUGGAAACUGGCUCGGCCGUGACCUGGAAGUAUCCUUCCUGCAUACUUAAGGGAGAUGACUCCAUCGGCGACUUUGAUGGCCUCCUCACCCAGGUCUACGAGGCCGGGGCGGAAGACGAGGAGGCAGAAGAGUUGGCAGAGGCAGAAUGCCACGACAACCGGGGAGCCUCAAAGAGGAGAGAAGUUGAGGUCCCGUCACCGGCUCAGCUGCGAAGAAGAGAGCCAGAGCCAGACUACCCAAGUCCCAGUGAGCUCCAACUUCCUCACAGGUACCCCGUGUGGAGUGCCGGAGCCAGUUCUGCCAGGCUAAAGAGCAGCUCCAGCGCACCUGCCCUGCCGCGAGUGCGCUCUGCCAGACGAGGAGAGGAGUCGGUGCUGUCACCAAUGAUCGACGGUCCGGGUCAUUCCGCUUCACAGAGGCAAGCUGCCCAUUGGAAACCUGUUCGCCGAAAGCCUCAGCAAGGGAGCCAUCUUCGACCGCUCAGCCAUCUCAGGCGGCUGGAUACGCCGGAGGAUGCAAAGAAGUGGAUGCCUCCGAAGGUCCAGGGAGGUGGUGCCUGGGGUGGCAUCCUUCAGUCCCAGCAUCAGAGGCUUGCCGGCGUUCUCGCGAAGCAGCAUCAGGAGAUGAAGAAAAUGCAGCAACAGCUGGAAGUCCUGCAGCAGCUGAAUCGUUUGGGAAGCUAUGUUGGCGGAGAUGCGAGGGUAGAUGGUGCCGUGCAUAGCUACAUGGUUGAGAUGGCUCCAAAGGUGGGCAGGAAGGCGCCAUCUUGGAAGCCUCUGAGUCCGAUCCGCCGGUCGGCUCUGCCCGUCUUGCCGGAGGACGAGGAGCAGUCGCUUCUGGGAAGUCGUGGGCAAAGCUCCGAGGCCUUCUGGGAAGAGGCGGCGGAGGCUGAGAGGGCCGAGGAGUUGGCGGCCGAUGCGCGGCUGGAAGUCCAGGAAGUUCCGGCGGAGGACGAGGGCGCUUCCGCAGAAGCCUCCGAGCAGAAGGAGUUUGAUGCAGAGGGAGGUCCCGAGACAGAAGCAGAGGGAGUUCCAGCUGCCGCUGCCGAGGCCACCGCAACUGGACAGGGAUCGUUGGAUUCGGGAGAGAUCGAAGUGUCGGUGCAAGUCACCCUUCCCUUGGACGAGGAGGAGGAGGAGGCGGCUUGCAGCCUACAGCCGAGUGUCGCGGCCCAGCUAGCUUCCGAAGAUCGUGACGUGCUCGCGCCGGAUGAGGAAGUGGGCUCACGCACUGGCGACGCCGAAGUUGAGCAGCUUCAGAAUGAAGACGCGGCGUCGUCCCCACAGCAGGAGGCGGCCAACGUCAGCUUUUUCAGAGGUGAGGCUCAAGCAUCGCUGCUGGAGCAGGCCGUCUCCAGCCAGAAGCAAGGUGCCAUACCCUGGGCUGGAGGCAGCUUCUCCACCUCGUGGAUGCAGGAGCUGGAGGAAGCGGCUGCGCCUUACGCAACCCUCUGCCGGGAUACAACGGAUGUGCUUAUGGCAAAUUUGGGCAGCAUUGCUCCCAACUCCAGACGGUCCUCAGUGGAAUCCCAGCUUAAUACAAGCCAUUACGGCCUGCCUUCCAAACAAGGCCACUGCGUGUUCAGCGGCGACCGCCGGCAGGAAGAGUUCUUGGGGCAGAUCGGAGCGACCGAGGAUGCACCCCCGGAGAAGUCGGAGCCCGAGACGGAGAACACGCAGGAGCCUGGAGGAGAUGCAGAGCAUGCUGAGGAAGUGCCUCAGCCGCCUCCAGAACAGACCGAGGAAGCGCCUGUCGAGCUGUCAUCCGACAUACCUGCACGUGAGGAGAUCAGCAUUCGUGGCAAAGACUGGUCGAUAUUGGCCGCGGAGUGUGAUGUGCUUCUGGCCGAGUGCCGGAGGCCACUUCCGGCAGACAGUGCGGCUGAAGCAGGCGGAGGAGGAGUCGAAAUGGCAACACACGUGCCCACAGACCGCGCUGAAGUUGAGCAGGAGGACGCAUCAGAGACGAAAGAAGAUGCAACUCCUGCGGAAGCAGUUCCUGAGGACACGUGGGCCGCAGACACAGUGGGACUCGAGCUGGAUUUGUAA
Molecule: messenger RNA, 2235 nt
Organism: Symbiodinium sp. CCMP2592
Lineage: Eukaryota; Dinophyceae; Suessiales; Symbiodiniaceae
Source: the annotation of a GenBank genome assembly